This is a messenger RNA of Postia placenta MAD-698-R-SB12, 1123 nucleotides long. RefSeq lists its product as hypothetical. The record is from RefSeq and is a predicted model, not a curated record. NCBI's taxonomy places the organism in Eukaryota, Fungi, Basidiomycota, Agaricomycetes, Polyporales, Adustoporiaceae. Bases 218 to 1123 code for a protein of 301 amino acids. The transcript has 2 exons.
GCAAGUGAUCACUGCGACCGUGUUCAAUCCCCGUUGCUUUCGCGACCAUUAGAUCGCCACAAUACGUACGCUUUGUCGGUGCGGGUGAGUUAUAAGAGGAUGCAGCUUAUGCGGCUUAUCUGGAGCAGUUGCUCAGGAACUCUACCUCAACAUCAAGGCUUCACAAAUCCCUCGAGAAAGAAGACAUCGGUCACUAAUUCACUGUCGUUUACGUCCCAUGUUGCCGUCUCCGCCACGCAGGCGACCAGUUUGUCACGCUUGUGGCACCCCAAUGGCUGGGCACAAACGUCCAAACGGAUCACCCAUAUGUCCGCCUGCACCUCCGCCACCGCCUCCCAGACUUCCUCCGACACCUGUCUCCGCGAGGCGCCCUCAGCCUCUCCAGCGCACAGUCGCCGUGCAAGAAUUCGAGAUUCCACCAGACGGUGUCUACCGCCGGCGUAACCCUAACUGGGUAGACCGGCGGCCGGUCGCGCAACCAAUCGGGGGUGACGAUCGUCACAAUAGUUGGGACCCCACCGAGCCUGCAGAGAGCGAGCGCGGCGUUGGACGUGACGAUGACGAGAACCCAUUCAUCGACGGUAACGGCCAGGAAGACAACGCAAGCUCCUCAUCCUCCCGUUCGUCCUCGACUUCAAGCUCGUCUUCGAGCUCGUCAUCGGCGUCUAGUUCGCAGUCAUCUCGUCCCCGACGGACGAUGUCGCAGGCACUCAUAAACAGCAUUCCCCUCGCCAGUUUAUUCAGUAGUCCAAGCGACGACAUUCCGGCCAUCAGCCGAGUUGCGCGUCGCGCUAAUCUCGCGAUGGGCCUUAUUCGACGUCCACGACAGGACGCACCCCCCAUCAAGUCAGAGGGCGGCGGCCGCAUCCACGGGGCGAACAUUGGGCGCCAGAACUCGUGGUGGGUAGUCAUGGGUCGCGACAAGGGCGCUGUCUCGCACUUGAUGGACGUCCACGAGCGAGAUGAGAGGGGUCAGCAGGAUGAAGAGCUUGACUCAGCUCCAAACGUCAAAGUUGGCGCGUAUCCUGUGGACCCUCGCUCCAUCAGUAUGACCUUCAUCGACGUGAUCAUUGCUGGCGCCAUCGGGGGUUUUAUCGUUUUGUAUGGUCUGUCCCUUCUGUAG